Otolemur garnettii (small-eared galago) is the source of this 624-nucleotide messenger RNA. It is a transcript of the gene NRSN2, whose product is annotated as neurensin 2. Gene Ontology annotation, biological process: nervous system development. The record is from RefSeq and is a predicted model, not a curated record. The coding region runs from base 13 to 624 and encodes 203 amino acids. Lineage: Eukaryota; Metazoa; Chordata; Mammalia; Primates; Galagidae. The transcript is spliced from 2 exons. Gene Ontology annotation, cellular component: transport vesicle; neuronal cell body; neuron projection.
CAGGGAUCUGUGAUGCCCAGCUGUGAUCGCUCCUGCAGCUGCAGCCAUGGCCCCAACGUGGAGGAUGGCAAGUGGUAUGGGGUCCGCUCUUAUCUGCACCUCUUCUAUGAGGACUGUGCAGGCACUGCUCUCAGCGAUGACCUCGAGGGACCCCCAGUCCUAUGCCCCAACCAAUCCUGGCCCUUGACGUGCUGGAAGAUCACCCUGUCCUUAGGGACACUGCUUCUGCUGCUGGGUGUGGCAGCCCUGACCACCGGCUAUGCGGUACCCCCAAAGAUGGAGGGCAUCGGUGAGGGUGAGUUUCUGGUAUUGGACCAGCGAGCAGCUGACUACAACCAUGCCCUGGGCACCUGCCGCCUGGCAGGCAUAGCACUCUGCUCAACAUCCGGGAUCCUGCUGGCCAUCUGUCUCUUCUGGGCCUCAACAGGCUGUCUGAGCCAGGACACCAAGGCAGAGCCCUUGGACACUGAAGGGGAUGGCCAUGUGGAGAUCUUCGGGGAGGACCCAGAGCAGCAGCUGUCCCCCAUUUUCCAUGAUGUCAGAGGCCAGUCAUGGUUCUCACCCCCUGCCAGUCCCUUUGGGGAAUCUUCUGUACAGACCAUCCAGCCCAAGCGAGACUCCUGA